AUGUCAUAUACCACUACUGGCGCGAGUACAAUCUUGCUAAGUCCUCGGCCCUUGGCUCGAUACCCAGGGCACUUUCUUCUCCUACCGCUGCUGCCUUAUAGGCCUUCUCUGAAACCGCUACCCUCGGAGAUAUGGUCGAAAAUACUGGCUUACGUUUAUCAGCACUAUGAUUGCGAACUUCCCGGAUCCCUCGUCCAGCGGGACUUGCUGAGGCAGGGCUUGUUACUUGUGUGCAAGGACUUGAAGGAUGUUGCCUUGCCCCUCUUCUAUGAGCACGUCUACAUCAAUUCAUUAGCUCGUUUGGAACGAUUCGCUGAACACCUCCACGUCUCCGACCAGAAGUGGGACUCCAUCCGACGUAUUCCAUACUCUACACCCGGACGAUGGGUUCAGACUCUCGACCUACGCGAGCUGGAUAUCGCUUCCCCUGCCGAGGCGUACCGUCUAGACAACGCCCUCAACUUGCUAUUUCCCCUCCUCCCUUUUCUCAUCCGUUUCAUGGUGAGCCCUAGCAUCGUGCUGAGUCGACGAGCAGUAGGAGGCAUAGCGACUCGGCCUGAGACAGUCCACCUCCGCGUCCUGAAAGGCAUCCGCUUUGAAUCAUCCUCCCACGUCGAGCCGGACCACUUCGUCGAGCUCUUGCGGGCGUGUGUCGGGCUAGAAGAGCUGUCAGUCAUCGGCACCGGCGUAGAUAUGCUCGACUCUAGUGUCUCACAAGAGCCGCUCCCAUUCAAACCGCUACAUCUCCCGCACCUCCGGAAGCUCGUCCUGCUCUCACUGCCCUGCUCGCCGGUCAUGUACGCGCUCCUUCACUCGCCCCUCCCCUCCCUCCGCCAUCUCACCAUCUCUCCCUGCGACGACACCGCCGUCCCCUGCUCGCUUGUCCCGCGCUUCAUCCACGCGCACGGCGCGCAGCUCUCCUCCCUGCACCUCUUCACCGCCAAGACGUGGCCUGCCACGUCCUCACCCUCGCCACCGACGCUGCUCACUAGUUGCCCCGCGCUGCAUCACCUCUCGCUCGAGACUCCGCUGCCCAUUCUGAUGCUCCCCGCGUUCGCUGACGCCGAGCCGCACCCUCUGUGCAUUCUUUCACUCCCGCGCCCGCGUCCUGAGUUCCUCGCCGUACUGGAGGCGCUCCUGCCGCGCCUGCCGGCGCUGAAUACGAUCAGGACGCGCGACGUGCGCUGGCUCAGGCCCGGAAUGUCCGCGCGUGCGCAGCAGGCGGGCGUGCAGGGCGAGAUGGUCGAGUGGCGCCGCCGGUUUGGCAGGAGGGGGAUCCAGAUCGUGGACUCGGAUUGGAAGACAGGCCUUGAGUGAUGCGGAAAUGUACUGUAUAAUCUAGGUUGGUGUUUUGCUGGAUGUUGCGUUCCUAUCUGUUGUAUAAGUAUAAUGCUACCCCACCACUCCGUCAUAAUGUCAAUGUUGUUAUAGCCACA
Molecule: messenger RNA, 1436 nt
Organism: Postia placenta MAD-698-R-SB12
Lineage: Eukaryota; Fungi; Basidiomycota; Agaricomycetes; Polyporales; Adustoporiaceae
Exons: 2
Coding region: 1-1317 (438 amino acids)
Source: RefSeq, a predicted model, not a curated record